AGAUGUUUAUUUUGAAGCCGUAGUUUACUUGGGCAAAGUAAAAAUUGCCAAGAUAGUUGUCCUUGCAUGAGAUUAUCCAUUCUUGUUGUCGGAGACGAGACAGUAUCGACAUCCAAGGACAUACUGGACGAAUUGUUUGCAUCAAGCCAUGUCAGGAAUUGAUGUUGAUGAGGAGACAAAACGUGCCGAAUGCGAGCACUUUGAAAAUGUGAUCAAGGCUUUCCUGUUCUACAGAGAACAUGCUUUGAAUGUGGUCAGCAAAGCAGAGGUGAGUUUUGCAAGGCUGCCACCUCAGCACCAGGCGAUACUCAGUCACUUACCUUCCAAGUUCUCGACUCAGAAACGUUGUGUUGAUGUGAAUCAGCAGUUUCUCAAUACUAUUGUGGCACAUGCUAGCAGCUUCACGGCGAAUAGCCACUUACUGCAGGGGGCGCAGACAGAAUUCCCGUUCAUAACCGGUCAGGGCCUGGACAUGGACAAGAUACGAUGUACAUUAAGACAGUUCGUUAGAGAUUGGAGUGAAGAUGGUCAAGCAGAGCGCGUUCAGAGCUAUAAACCGAUCACAGAUGCUCUGGAAAGCUAUUAUUCGCAUUAUCCCAUGGAUCAGCGCUAUCGACUCCGAGUGCUACUUCCUGGUGCUGGGUUGGGCAGACUAACCUACGACAUCGCAAAGCUUGGCUUUUCAGCGCAAGGAUGUGAGUUUUCGUACCAGAUGCUGAUCUCAUCCAACUUUAUUCUGAACUACGCUCCUGGGGAGAAGAUGCUUGCUCUGCAUCCUUGGGUGUUGUCGUCGUCUAACGUAUGGGAUGCCGAUGCACAUCAGUUCAAGCAAGUUCUUGUCCCUGACGAGAUGCCAGGAGGGCUUCCUCCGAACGUCGAGUUCAGCAUGGUUGCAGGGGAUUUCUUGGAAGUGUACAGGAAUCAGCGAGGGGAAUGGGACUGUGUCGCUACCUGUUUCUUCAUCGACACUGCGUCAAAUGUGGUUCAGUAUGUUGAGCAUAUCCACAGUUUGCUUGCAGAUGGAGGGAUCUGGAUCAAUCUCGGGCCUCUUCUAUAUCACUACUCGGACUCAGCAGACGUGGACUCUACUGAACUCUCAUACACUGAGCUGAGAUCGCUCGUUCUGCAUUUCGGGUUUGAGAUCAAGGAAGAGGCUGAGAGGACCUGCUACUACACGCAGAACCCGAACUCCAUGAUGCAUACCAUCUACAACUGCGCCUUCUUCGUGGCUAUUAAGAAGCCUUCACGCGGCUUCGUUCCUACUCCAACCUCCGUUCCCAAUGUUUCGAUGACUACCCCCUAUGCUGGCAACCCUUCACCGCAGAUGUAUGCAGGUGAGAGACUCUUGUAGAAGCGAUAGACGUGUUGACUGUGGCAUACAGCUGUAACCGGCUCCGAUGCUCACGUUGCAGCUCCUCCUCCACCGCAGUGAAAUAGUUGCGAUCAUUAUUCAUUCGGACGCUAGUCGUUCUACCGCAAAGUUUAAAGCGAUGUUUUUAUUC
This is a messenger RNA of Guillardia theta CCMP2712, 1502 nucleotides long. RefSeq lists its product as hypothetical. The transcript has 2 exons. NCBI's taxonomy places the organism in Eukaryota, Cryptophyceae, Pyrenomonadales, Geminigeraceae. The coding region runs from base 149 to 1351 and encodes 400 amino acids. The record is from RefSeq and is a predicted model, not a curated record. Gene Ontology annotation, molecular function: S-adenosylmethionine-dependent methyltransferase activity.